UAUAAGCAGCGCCUCUGCGCAAUGCAAGGAAUGAAGCCGAGUUGCCCCGUCGAGAGGCUGACGGCGCUUGCGCAUCGCCAGUGCAUCGGGGUAGUCGGGUGGGAGCGCGCGCGCGUGCUGGGGUAAUUUUGGCGCCAGGGUGCAAAGCGGGAGCGGUUGGAAGAAAUUUUAUAAGCUGCUGGGGACUCGACCCGGACUAAAGGAUGGCGAUUAGAUUGUCGGAGGGAGCCAUAUCGUCAAUAGUUCAAGGAGGAACUCCUUCACAACCGCUUUUACAAGUUAUUAGUAUCCGACGCAUUACAAAUGGGCCCCCGAGGUAUCGUGUGCUAAUGAGUGAUGGAAUCAAUACGCUGUCUUCUUUCCUGCUUGCAACUCAGCUGAACUACAUGGGUGAUGAGGGCCUCAUUGCAGUAAACUGUGUCUGCCAGAUCAACCGGUUCAUCUGUAAUACGAUGAAGGAUGGAAGACGUGCAGUGGUGAUUGUUGACUUGAAAGUUGUCAAAACAGCCGAUCAGGUGAAUGGGAAAAUUGGUAAUCCGGUACCAAUCAACGAAGGUCAGACACCGCAGCCAGCUGCUCUUGCCAACCAGCCAGCAGUUAAACCACUGCAAAAUAGCUAUGCAUCUGAUGCUGCUUCAGUUCACAGUACUCUAGUAAAAAAUGAGAACAGGAUACCAAGCAAACCUGGUGGUAUCAGAGGACUACCCAGCAGCACUGGAGGGUCACAGAUCAAAGUGGUACCCAUUGCCUGCCUUAACCCCUACCAGUCCAAGUGGACAAUCCGGGCUCGUGUUACCAAUAAGAGUCAGAUUAGAACGUGGAGCAACUCCCGUGGAGAGGGAAAGCUGUUUUCCAUUGAGCUGCUAGAUGAGAGUGGUGAAAUUAGAGCCACAAUUUUCACAGACCAGGUGGAUAAGUACUUCCCGCUUAUUGAAGUGAAUAAGGUAUAUUUUGUGUCAAAAGGAACAUUGAAGACUGCCAAUAAACAGUAUACUUCUGUGAAGAAUGAUUAUGAGAUGACUUUUAAUAAUGACACCACCGUGAUCCCCUGUGAUGAUGUAGAUGACUUGCCUACAGUCCAAUUUGAGUUUGUAUCAAUAGAUCAACUAGAAAACAAGAACAAAGAUACAAUGCUAGAUGUUAUUGGAGUCUGCAAGUCAUUUGAAGAUGUCACUAAGAUAACAGUGAGGUCAAACAAUCGAGAGGUAUCCAAGAGAAAUGUUUAUCUGUUGGAUAUCAGUGGAAAGAUUGUCAGUACAACACUCUGGGGUGAAGACGCUGAGAAGUUCGAUGGAUCACAGCAGCCAGUGGUGGCUAUUAAAGGAGCCCGGCUUUCAGAUUUUGGUGGACGAUCCCUGUCUGUUUUGUCAUCCAGUACCGUAAUGAUUAACCCUGACAUUCCAGAGGCUUUUAAACUGAGGGCGUGGUUUGAUACGGAGGGCCAAGCGUUAGAAGGGACAUCCAUUUCAGAUGUGAAGAGUGGUUCCUUUGCUGGGGGAAGCACAAACUGGAAGAUGCUGCUUGAGGUUAAAAAUGAGAAUUUGGGCCAUGGAGAUAAGGCUGACUAUUACACCACUGUCGGUACAGUUGUGUACCUGAAGAAGGAAAACUGCAUGUACCAGGCAUGCCCCACUACAGAGUGCAACAAGAAGGUUGUUGAUCAACAGAAUGGCCUUUAUAGGUGUGAGAAGUGUGAUCGCGAGUUUACCAACUUCAAAUAUCGUAUGAUCUUAUCAGUAAAUCUAGCAGACUUUGGAGAAAACCAGUGGGUGACGUGUUUCCAGGAGACUGCAGAGGCAAUUCUUGGUCAGAAUGCUACUUAUCUUGGAGAGCUGAAGGACUCGAACGAGCAAGCCUUUGAGGAAAUUUUCCAGAAUGCAAAUUUCCGGUCAUACAUCUGCAGGAUCCGUGUAAAACUCGAAACAUACAAUGAUGAAUCUCGCAUCAAAGCGACAAUGAUGGAUGUGAAACCAGUGGACCAUAAGGAGUACAGCAAGAGACUGAUAAUGAAUAUUAGGAAACAUGCAGCUACACAAGCUUACUGAAUGCUGAGUAGAUGUGAAGAAUGAGCACUGCACAACUGGAGGAAGCUGGGUGCUUUAGAUCUUCAAUUAAAAACACUUUGUAUUAUGCUUUGAAAGCUUAAGACUUUUUUUAAACUUAGAAUCAGUUCCAGAAUUCUGCAUUUCCAUGGAUGCUAUAGAAGUGCCACCCCGUGAGAACUAGAGAUGUUGAAUUCUGAUCAACAUGUGUUGGAUGAUGAGACAGAAUAUUUGUAUGUCGAUGUAGGCUUUCCUACCAAGGUAUGGUUUACCUAUGUGAAGUAACAUUGUAAAUCACUGGGCGGACUGCAAAACCAUUUUUCCUUUUUUUUCCCCCCUUCAUACUUGCACAACUUAUUUCAGUGCUUCAUUCUAAUAAACACUGACAAAUAGCU
This is a messenger RNA of Carcharodon carcharias (great white shark), 2437 nucleotides long. RefSeq names its product replication protein A1 (gene rpa1). Lineage: Eukaryota; Metazoa; Chordata; Chondrichthyes; Lamniformes; Lamnidae. Gene Ontology annotation, molecular function: damaged DNA binding; single-stranded telomeric DNA binding. Gene Ontology annotation, cellular component: DNA replication factor A complex; nucleus. The record is from RefSeq and is a predicted model, not a curated record. Bases 204 to 2045 code for a protein of 613 amino acids. The transcript has 17 exons. Gene Ontology annotation, biological process: meiotic cell cycle; DNA replication; telomere maintenance via telomerase.